ACGGACAGAAUGAGUUCAAGUCCGCCAGGCUCCUUCCUCCUCCGGUAUUUACAUGGAUAAUAGAUUUAUCAUGCGGCCGGUGCGGGGAGGGGUCUGCGCCGCAGAUCCCUCAAUCCUUUUGGCUGGAGAUAAGACGAGGAGGAGUGGCCGACGGGUAACCGAGAGAGCACCAAGGGGGCAAGAGGGAAUCACUAAUGAGAGAGAGAGAGACAGAGAAAGAGAGAGAGAGAGAAGUCAAAGAGAGAGAUAGAGAGAGAGAGAGAGAUCAUCAUCAUCAAAGAAGCUCUCAGAGACUAGAUCAGAGUUGUCCAGCAAGAAGCUUCAUCCAGCUUGGAGGGAACCGUCAGCGGAGCGUCCCGCGCGCUCCCGGCCGAUCCCGCGAGCCCCCCCUGACCGCCGCCGCCGCUGCCCGCAGCGUCCCGCUCUCUCUGCGGUCCACUUACUAUGGGUUGUGUCGCCAACUCCUCCGGGACUGAAGUGCUACUGCAGCUGGAGGCUCUCCGCAGCGCCGCGCAACUUUCUCAACUCUUUCGUCUGUCGGAGAGAAAAAAGACGAGCAAAUGUACCGCUGUGAAGACUGUGAUGAGCUGUUCUCCUCAACCCUUGAGCUACGGCGGCAUCAGAAGUAUUCAUGCUCCAGUUCCGGGUCCAUCUUUGAUGCACUGAGAGAUGAUUUUAAACAGGAACGUGAGGACAGCGAUGAGCCUGUCCACGAGUGCAAAGACUGUGAGAAGAUCUUUCCAAAUGAGUACAGUUUGGGGCAACACAUGAUAGUUCAUACAGAAGAGAGGGAAUACAAGUGUGACCAAUGUCCCAAAGCCUUCAACUGGAAGUCCAACCUCAUCCGCCACCAGAUGUCACAUGACAGUGGCAAACGUUUUGAGUGUGAAAACUGUGAUAAGGUACAGCAAACCCGGCACGUGUUCACAGACCCCAGCAACCUUCAGCGCCACAUCCGCUCCCAGCAUGUGGGAGCACGCGCUCACACAUGUCCUGAAUGUGGCAAGACCUUUGCCACCUCAUCAGGUCUCAAGCAGCAUAAGCACAUCCACAGCAGUGUAAAACCCUUUAUCUGCCCUGAUGGGCUGUGUCUUUUUGCUCCCCCAGGUGAGGUGUGCCACAAGUCCUACACCCAGUUCUCCAACCUCUGUCGUCACAAACGCAUGCAUGCUGACUGUCGUACCCAGAUCAAAUGUAAAGACUGUGGACAGUUGUUCAGCACUACCUCUUCCCUCAACAAGCAUCGUCGCUUUUGUGAGGGUAAAAACCAUUAUGGCUCUCCAGCAGGGAUGUUCAAYCCUGGGAUUGCUAUGAGCUCUAGUCCCAUCAUGACUAAAGCCAAAUCCCAUCAUCCCCACCUUCCAGGUCUGAACCAGUCUGGUUUAGGCUUUACUGACUACUUUCCUUCAAGACCUCAUCCUCAUGCUGGCUUGCCCUUCUCCCCAGGACCUCAUGGUUUCCCAUCUCUCCCACAUGGGUUCCCUGGUAUCUUUCCUCCAUCACUUUAUCCACGACCACCUUUAUUACCUGCUAGUCCAUUAUUAAAGAGUCCACUGGGUGGAAGUGGUCAGGAGGUGAAGCUCCCUCGAAGUCCCUUAGAUGCCCCUCCACUGUCCCUUGUUAGCUGUACAAAUAGCAAUGGAGUCAGUUGUUUGAGUCCACAGGAAGACAAGGAAAAGGAGAUCAAACUUGAUUURUCUUCUAGCAGAGAAGCAAAGCCUAAGUCUAAGAUGGCCGACCUGUCAGAUGGUAGUGAUCUUGAAGACGUUAAUACCACAAGUGGGACAGAUUUGGACACUACCACAGGUACUGCUUCAGGUGACGGUUCGGACYUGGAGAGUGAAGGAGAGAGCGAACGUGGUAAAAGAAGGAAGCCAUCUGGCAUUGUGUCAAGUCAAGAAGCAAACCAGUUAGAAGACACAAACAGUGUGUUAUUAUCAGCAGUGUCCAGUUCAGGAGCUCUUUCUGUAGAUCGUCCAUUUCUUGCUUCUGCAUCAUCGCAGCACUCCUUCUUUCCUCCCCCUGAUGAGCAAGCCCUUCCACCCACCACCACACACGCCAAUGCAGCCACCACUGAUUCCAUCAAAGCCAUUGCUUCUAUUGCUGAAAAAUAUUUUGGUCCAGGUUUGAUUGGACUUCACCCAGAGAAAAAGAUGGGCCCACUGCCCUACCAUUCUAUGUUUCCCUUUCAGUUUUUGCCCAACUUCCACAACUCCCUCUAUCCUUUUAGCACGGAUCGAAGCGCUCUCAAUCCCAGUGUAUUCCUAAAGUCUGAACCCAAGUCUCCCCGUGAACAGCUACAGAAGAUGGUUUCAAGUUCCCCUGCAGCCCCUGCUCCUUCGGCAGAGUCUCCAUUUGAUCUCACCACAAAACCCAAAGAGGCCAAGGUAACUCCUCCAACCCCAACAAACCCCUCAAUUUCCGGCAGCACUGGGAGCAAUAGUGGACCUGUAGCAAUAUCCAGCAGUGAAGAACAGCCGCUCGACCUCAGCAUUGGCAGCAGGAGCCGUGGGGGUCAUAAUGGUGUGCCAGCUGAUCUGCAGAAUCGAAARAACCACAUUUAUGGAACAGGAAAGAGCGUCCCCAAUAAGGAAGAAACCUCAGGUGGUUUUCCACACCCCCAUUCGCAAUUGUUGCACCAAUCCUCCAUACCCCAGCACCAGCAGCCACAAUCACAGCCACACCAGCCACCACUCCUGCACUAUGCCAAGCCCUCAGCAAUCUUCAUGGACCCCAUCUACAGGGUGGAGAAGAGGAAACUAUUUGACCCAGUUGGAGCUCUGAAGGAGAAAUUCCCCAGGCCCUCACURUCACUCUUCCAUCCACAGAUGUCAGCCAUGGAAAAUAUGACAGAAAAGCUGGAGAGCUUCGGUGCUCUAAAACUGGACGCGCCGCCCAAUUCGCUGCAACACUCAACCCAUCCACUGUUCAACUUCCGCUCACCACCUCCUUCUCUCUCAGACGCAAUCCUUCGAAAAGGCAAGGAACGUUACGCUUGCAGGUACUGUGGGAAAAUAUUCCCCCGUUCAGCAAACCUCACCAGACAUUUGCGAACACACACAGGGGAACAACCCUACAGGUGUAAAUACUGUGAYCGCUCAUUCAGCAUCUCAUCCAAUCUUCAACGUCAUGUCCGCAAUAUCCAUAACAAGGAGAAACCCUUCAAGUGUCAUCUGUGCAACCGCUGCUUCGGUCAGCAAACCAACCUCGACCGCCAUCUCAAAAAGCACGAGCACGAGAACAUUCCUGUGAGCCAGCAGUCCGGGAUGCUUUCCAACUUAGGAACCACCAUCUCCUCUCCAAACUCCGAGCCAGACAAUCAUGCACUUUUAGAUGAGAAGGAGGACUCUUACUUCUCCGAAAUUCGCAACUUCAUUUCCAACAGUGAGAUGAACCAGGCCUCCAGCUCCAUGGAGAAAAGGUCAGACCAGCACGAGGAGGAGCGCCCUCCCAGCCACAGUUUGUCCAACUCCAAGCUAGGGCUCCAGGGACUGGAGGAAGAGGAAGAGGAAGUGGAAGGGGACGAUGAGGAGGAGGAAGAAGGCAGCCUGACGGAGAAGUCRCAUGAUGAGGCGCCAGAGUCCCCUUCUCCGGUAACAACAGGAGUGUAUGAGGAGGAUGAGGAAGAGGAAGACACUGAGACAGCUCCGUUAGCUAUGAGCUAUGAACACACUCGCAGGUGUAUAGAGGAGGAGGGUUCUCUCCUGGACCUGGAGGGUCUGCCCAGCUUUCCUAAGAGCCUGGAGGGUUUACGUAAAGCAGCCAUUGACGAGCAGCCCUUUGAUGUUAAAGACAUUUUUAACACGUCACUAGAGUCUGAGGCAUUGAAAGAGACAUUAUACAGGCAGGCUAAAACCCAGGCUUAUGCAAUGAUGCUGUCGCUCUCAGAGAACAACCCUUUGCACGCUCCCUCCCAGAACUCUCUGGACGCUUGGCUGAGCAUGGGAGGUGGACCGUCUGAGACGGGCAGCUUCCACCCACUCAACCAUAUCUAAGCAAAGAGAAAUGGUGGGAGGAACAGUUGGAGGAACUUGAGUCUCCUAAACCGAUGGAAACAAGAGGCUAAGACACAAGUGGGAAGACAUGAAGGCCAGAGAAGAAUUCAUUGUCACUUACAUUCAAGAUAGAGCGAAUGAGUGCGUGUUGUGUGUUUGUGUGAGUGAGAUAGGAGUGUCCCUUUGUGAGGGGUCCCGCAAGACUGUCUAAGAGAAAGCACUGCUAAGCUCCUGUUGAUGUGAAGGACCUGAUGAAUGCUUUUCUUUYGAAGCAUUGAGACUCUGCAUUACUCUGAUGCUCCUUCAAGUGCACAAGGCUCACUGCAGCAUCACAGACCCCCCCUGUCGGAGGCUUUCCUAAAGACAAUGACUGAUAAUGUCUCUAAAGUCUGUGUACAAUGCCUGAUUUGAGCAUUGUAGCAUUGGCACUGCAUGUCCACCAGGUGGCACUGUUUGAGCAGGAACACAGUGGGCGUGUGCGCGGUCCUAUCCACGUUUUCUUUUCUUUCAGAAUCAACAACAGCACCACACGAAAUAUAAAUAUUCAGAUCCAGCAGACUUUUGAAUUGUCAGUGAUUACAUGAAGAACAAUGUCCACUGUGUUUUUAAUAAACUUUCUGGGCCACUAGCGCUUGUAAUUGGUUGCAAAUUUUGUUUAUAUUGAAAAUGAAUUUAAAUUAUGCUUAACAAAAAGCCAGAUUUUUUUUUCUGUGUACUGCAUCAUCAUUUAAUUGUAUUUACUUUUCUAUUAGAUACAGCAGUAUUGUUUAUUUGUAGACGUCACAGGGCAAAGACAUUAAUUUAAUUAUUUUAGAGAAGGACCAAAUUGUAUGAUAAUGUCAUAUUAUAUAUCAAAAAAUAGAUGUUCAUAACAAAAGUGGUAUGUGCCAAAUAACCCAUAGAAAAUGUUGUUUUUUUCUUUGACAAUCAUUUCAUUUUCAAGGAGCUCACAUUUGCUGUCACAUUUUUUUCUCUCUCUCUCUUCUUGUUACACUUAUAUUUUUGAUUUGAGAAGUGUGUGUAUGUAUUUAUUGUUUUUGCUGUUUUGAUUCAAGGAGUGAAAAUGAAGAAAAGUAUUUUCAUCCCUCUUUUCUGGAAGGAAAAAACAAAUCCACCUAUCAAAAUGCAGGGCGAGAUUUUGAAUCUCUGGUUUUGGUAGGCUAGUGUGCCAAAAUGGAAAAACCCCAUGAAAAAUGUUUUUUAUUUAUAGUUAAACACGUGCRUAGUUAGUUUUAAAACCUUGUUUGGUGAUGAUGCAUCUUUCAGAGUUUAGUUUCUUUUAUUUCCACUCUCUCAGUUUUUCUAGGCAGACCUAAACAAGUAUCACUAUGAAUGUCAAUAAAAGGGCAUUAUGUUCUCACUGAAUCAGUUUAAACCACAUUCACAGCUUUUUAAUGUUUGGUAUUAAUUGUAAUAAUUUGUCCAUUUAAAACGCCUAAAGCACACAAUCACAACUGCAUGGUCGAUUUAUUGGUUAUACGAAAAGAGAGGACUCACGUUGAAAGAAUAAAGUGGACAUCUAAAUUCUGCUAAUAGAUGAAAAGAUGAAAACCAACUGUAGUUGAUUCUAGAUGGAAGUUAAAUUCCUCAUUCUUCCCUUAGGAUUAUUUUUAAGAACCCAUUCCAUUUAAUYUGCAGCUUGUGCCGUGGAUGGUUAGGUUAAUUUACUGUCGAGAUGUGUGGGAGGCAGUGCGGAGCACUGCUGAUCUCUUUCCCUCCCAGCAAACUGUCAAGAAUCGGGCCUAAUGCUGUACCUUCAAACUAGCACUUAAACCAAAUGGGUCCAAGCCAUAAACUGAUCCGGCUUUGUUCUCAUGGUGAAACUUAAAACACAGAUGCAUUUUCAAGUUGAUUUCACUUUGAAUGGUUGAGCGCAAUCAGGCUCCGUUGAUAAAAAAAAAAAUGAACAGAAAGCACUGUAAUCUUUUCUUAAUGACAGCAGGUGGUAUGUGAUGCUGGGACUGCUGCGUCAUCUCAUUUUUCUGAGGACUUGUUUUUAUAUAAUUCUACUGAAUGAGAAUCCAUUCAUGAUUAACACAUUGUUUUUCAAUUUGUGGUUUAAAAAUGUAAAAACUUGGAUGACUACGAUUUUUUAGGUUGACUAUAUGUAGUUAUUCAUGUCAUGGACUACUGUAACAAGUACGCGCUGUGUAAAGCAAUUAAACUGAAGGCGUUGAAGUGCUCCACUUUGGUUACUUCAGAAGAUAUUCUGGUCACUGAAAUAUUUUUCAGCAAAACAAAACAUGGUUGCUAUUUGCCCCACUGUUACAAAAGAAAGUAAAAAAAAUACACAUGAUUUCUUUUUAAACUGUAUAGUAUUUUAAAAGAAUGAAAAACAUUGGUGCAUUUGUCUGAAGAAAAAAAAUGUUGAAUAAUAUGGGUUUCAAUGGAUGGUGCUUGUUUUGUUUCAAUCUGAGUUGUAUAUCUGUUAUGUUUAUUGAAAACAAACAAAAAAGUUAUUGUGCAUGACGUGUUUAGCAGUCAUAAUGAUGUCCAUUUGUGAAAUGUGUAUCAAAUUUUAAAAAAAUCUGAGAAAAAAAAGCAAAACAAAAAACUAAAUAAAGAAAUAAAUCUGUAGAUGCACUUAUUGUACAUGUGUUUAGGUUAGUAGGUUUGACUUCAAGUUCUGACUGCCUCACAGAGGUGCGGGCAGGCUCUGAAAGACAUAGAAAAGACUUGCGGGAGAAGACAUAAUGAAAAACAAUAAAAGAUUGUAGAAUAAUAUUGAACAAUUCUGAAAUUGCUGUUCUUUUGAUGCUUGUGAUUAUUGCAGAUGUACUUUAGAGAAAUUUCAUUGAAAAGAUACGACUCUGAUGUUAAUUCUGUAGAAUAGCAAUGUAUACCAAAUGUAAUCUUUCCAAUGCUAUGAAGAAUUUAUACAUGAAAUUGAUAUGCAAUAAAACCUGUGUGCUUUUUA
Messenger RNA from Austrofundulus limnaeus, 6912 nucleotides. It is a transcript of the gene prdm16, whose product is annotated as PR domain containing 16. Gene Ontology annotation, cellular component: nucleus. Lineage: Eukaryota; Metazoa; Chordata; Actinopteri; Cyprinodontiformes; Rivulidae. Gene Ontology annotation, biological process: regulation of transcription by RNA polymerase II. The record is from RefSeq and is a predicted model, not a curated record. Gene Ontology annotation, molecular function: DNA-binding transcription factor activity, RNA polymerase II-specific.